AUGUUGCGAUAUCAUAUGCAAGGGUUUAGUGGAUAUGGAGUUCAAUACUCACCUUUUUACGACAACAAGCUAGCUGUAGCUUCUGGUUCCAAUUUCGGACUUGUUGGUAACGGUAAACUGUAUAUCUUAGAUAUUGAUAGUCAAGGGAGAAUGCUUGAAAGCGGGACAUAUUUGACCCAGGAUGGACUUUUUGAUGUUGCUUGGAAUGAGCUUCAUGAAAACCAAGUACUAGCAGCUCAAGGAGACGGAUCGCUGAGACUUUUCGAUAUUACUUUGAAGGACUAUCCGAUCGCUAUAUUUCAAGAGCACGAAAAGGAGGUUUUGAGCUGUAAUUGGAACUUGAUCAACAAGGACGUGUUCGUGAGUAGUUCUUGGGACGGUACGAUCAAGAUAUGGACCCCUACAAGAAAUAAUAGUAUGGCGACUUUGGUCCCUAAACCUAUGAAGAGAGCUAAUUCCGUCUUGGCGCAUCAAGAUGUGCCCAUUUCAAACCAGAGACAACACAGCUCGAUUUCUAAAAACAAGGAAUGUAUAUACCAGGCGCAAUUCUCACCGCACGAUCCCAAUACGGUUAUGUCGUGUUCCGGUAACUCGUACGUGACGCUUUUCGAUCUACGCCAACCACCUGUCUCGAAUCAGUACAGCUUCUUGGCACACAAUGGGAUGGAAACGUUGACAUGCGACUUCAACAAAUACAGGCCAUCUAUUGUAGCCACGGGCGGUGUUGACAAUAUGAUAAAAAUUUGGGAUCUUCGCAUGGUACGCAAGAUGAGCAUCCAUUCGCGACAGCCAAUGAGCGUUAAUGAAGUCGGUGGACACGAUCUGGCCGUUAGAAAAGUGUCUUGGUCUCCACAUCAUUCCGAUAUGUUUUUGUCGACGUCCUACGACAUGACCUGCAAAGUUUGGCAGGAUCUCAGCACGGAUGGCCGCAGACCAACGGGCAAAACCAACAGCGUGGAACCAGCCAAGGGCUGUCGGUUUGUGUUUCCACAUCACAGUGAAUUUGUAUUUGGAGCCGAUUGGAGUCUGUGGGGCCAGCCCGGCUACAUUGCGUCUACGGCAUGGGACGGUGAAGUUUGCAUAUGGAACGCUUUCAACAAGCGGUGA
Molecule: messenger RNA, 1107 nt
Organism: Lachancea sp. 'fantastica'
Lineage: Eukaryota; Fungi; Ascomycota; Saccharomycetes; Saccharomycetales; Saccharomycetaceae
Source: the annotation of a GenBank genome assembly